This is a messenger RNA of Anopheles nili, 887 nucleotides long. Its product is annotated as peroxiredoxin-2. Gene Ontology annotation, molecular function: thioredoxin peroxidase activity. The coding region runs from base 105 to 794 and encodes 229 amino acids. Gene Ontology annotation, biological process: cell redox homeostasis; cellular response to stress; hydrogen peroxide catabolic process. Lineage: Eukaryota; Metazoa; Arthropoda; Insecta; Diptera; Culicidae. The record is from RefSeq and is a predicted model, not a curated record. The transcript is spliced from 3 exons. Gene Ontology annotation, cellular component: mitochondrion; cytosol.
AGUGAAUCGUUAUAGACAAAAAAUCGUCUUGCUCGAGAACAUCCUCGUGUCGAUAAUCAGCCCCAUUAAAACGUUCCUUUUGUGCUGGUUUUCAUCCAUUAAAAAUGUCGUUCCUGGCGCGUACACUCGCACAAACGUGCUUUCGCAUGGCGUCGGGAGCCGGAUUCCAACAGCGCCUGCUGCACACAAGCCGUUCGUUAGCGGUGGCCCAGGUUCAGCAUCCUGCUCCAGCUUUUAAGGGAACCGCCGUGGUGAAUAGCGAUUUUCGUGAAAUUAAACUGGAGGACUACAAAGGCAAAUACUUGGUGCUGUUCUUCUAUCCACUCGAUUUUACCUUUGUCUGUCCAACGGAAAUUAUUGCAUUUAGUGAUCGCAUUAAUGAGUUUAAGGAGCUGAACACGGAGGUGGUUGGUGUGUCGGUCGAUUCGCAUUUCUCCCAUCUCGCUUGGGUCAAUACACCGCGAAAAGCCGGUGGGCUGGGUAAACUAGAGUACCCAUUGCUGGCCGAUCUAACCAAGCAAAUUUCCGCUGAUUACGGGGUUCUGCUUAAGGAUGGAAUCUCGCUGCGUGGGCUGUUCAUCAUCGAUCCGAGCGGCGUGGUGCGCCAAAUCACCAUUAACGAUCUACCUGUCGGCCGAUCGGUGGAUGAGACAUUGCGGCUGAUUAAGGCUUUCCAGUUCGUGGAGAAACAUGGCGAGGUGUGCCCCGCUAAUUGGGAACCGAAGACGAACGCGGCCACUAUCAAGCCGAAUCCGAAGGAUUCUCGUGAAUAUUUCGAAAAACAUGGCAAGUAGGGUGCCAUCCGAAGGAGUGGUGCUGUGAAGUUAUCUUUUCUAUGACAUUCUAUGUAUAAUAAAAAUAACGGAGACUCGAGAGCCUCUGGCAUU